UCUUAUACUCACGAAUGCAAUUUUUUCUUAAUUUAUGCAAUAAAUAAAUUAUUUGAUUUCCUUUAGAUUAAGGACAUCUACUGGCUCUUUGUUGGAGAUUGUUUCGAGGAGUUCCUGUAUGUCCAGCAUUUUGAGUAACCUGAAGCAAUUCAAUCCUUCUUAUGAGAAUGAUGAUGAAUGUCCUGCAUGUCCUAAGGAGAAGGGAAGUUUAUUUAUCUCCAUUGAUGCAUUGUUUGGAUGUGUCCAGAAAUGCAGUGCUGGAACUAAUGGAAAGUCCUCAAAUCAUGGAGAGGAACUGUUCAUUAACCAAGAAAAAGUGGAUGCAUUUCCAGCUAAUUACAGCAAAAGACCAAGCGGCAAGUCAACAGUGUGUAAACGGAAUGACUUUUUCUCUUACUUUGUGUGUUGUUGCUUUACUCUAACCUUUUGUUACCCAUCAGUACUCAUACCACUACUCAACCAUUGCAAUGAGAGACCAAAAGUAACAGUCAUGUUUGUUGCUGGUAAUAAUGAUGUCAGUGUUGUAUUAUUUAAAUAUAGUACAGUUUGAAGGGUCAAUUACUGAAACUGUAUAGAUUGUCAUUUCAGAUACAUAAUUAAUCAUCAUUUUACACUCAAUGUACCAGUAAUAUAAAUGUAACAAUAAGAAAACUGAGAAAUUAAUGCUGAUCAAUUAAAUUAAUGUCUAACAGAAAAUUCAAUACAAAAUACUUGUUUGCUGUUAUGGCACAAUUUAAGAAUUUACAAAUUAAACCAAAUCAUAAGGUCAGUAAAUUUAUCAAUUAUAUCAUUUCAAAUACUCGUCACUCCAAUCUUACUUUAUAUAGUUUAGUUAAUUGGACACAAUCAUUUGUAAACCACAAAGUUCACAUCACAAAAUGUGAUAAAUAUCAUAGUAAUUAUGUAAUAAUGAUGAUGAUAAUGACUAUAAUUAUUAUUAGCUGACCUGUUUCAUGAUGU
Pocillopora damicornis (cauliflower coral) is the source of this 960-nucleotide messenger RNA. RefSeq lists its product as uncharacterized. The record is from RefSeq and is a predicted model, not a curated record. Lineage: Eukaryota; Metazoa; Cnidaria; Anthozoa; Scleractinia; Pocilloporidae.